This is a messenger RNA of Carassius gibelio (silver crucian carp), 5513 nucleotides long. RefSeq names its product integrin alpha-L-like. Gene Ontology annotation, biological process: integrin-mediated signaling pathway; cell-cell adhesion; cell-matrix adhesion. Gene Ontology annotation, cellular component: integrin complex; external side of plasma membrane. Lineage: Eukaryota; Metazoa; Chordata; Actinopteri; Cypriniformes; Cyprinidae. The coding region runs from base 127 to 3651 and encodes 1174 amino acids. The record is from RefSeq and is a predicted model, not a curated record. Gene Ontology annotation, molecular function: integrin binding. The transcript is spliced from 31 exons.
GAUGCAUGGACACACUGCUGCUGUUAGAUCUGUGAGAAACACACACACACAAACGCACACACACUCACACGCCCUGCGAGGGUGAGAAACAUCGUGUUAAGGAGGAAAUGAGUUUGUCAUGAAGAAAUGAACAGGAAGAUGUGUGUCACACAGACGAGCAGCAGCAGGAUGGAGACGCUCGGCUUGAUUCUCUUCAUGUGGGCGUCUCUCUCAGAGUCCUUCAACAUCGACACUGAACAACCACUGAUAUUUAACGGCACACCGGAAGAUUUCUUUGGUUACAGCGUUUAUCAGACUGAGUUUGGAAACAGGAAGCAGAUCAUUGUUGGAGCUCCAUUAGAAGGAAACUCAACAGGGGAGAUGUACAGCUGCACAGCAGAUCUACAGUCCUGCACACGACUGCAGCGGCCAGGUGUGACAGGUUCAGAGAGCAUCCUCUUCUUCGGCAUGUCUGCUGCGGUGUCUUCUGAUGCUCUCACUAGCUGCAGUCCGUAUGUUCCUCAUGAGUGUGAUGGAAACUCGUAUCUGAACGGUGUUUGCUAUCAGUUCAACAGCAGCUUACAGACCGUCUCUAACUUCACCGCUGCUUACCAAGAAUGCACCAAGAGAGAAGUCAAUCUGGUGUUUCUCUUUGAUGGAUCCAGCAGCAUGAAAGCACACGAGUUUGACAUGAACAAAAAAUUCAUUAAAGAUGUUAUGAAAAAACUUUCAAACUCAUCCAUAAAGUUUGCUGCUGUCCAGUUUUCAGGAGAUGUACGAACUGUGUUUGACUUCAACAAUUAUCAGGAUGGCUCCGCUGAAGAGAAACUCAUGAAGGAGAUACACAUGAAAUCUCUCACAAACACAUAUAAAGCAAUCAACUACGUUCUAAAGAAUCUGCUGAAUAGAGUGUCGUCUGGAGCCGAUCCCAACGCUCAGAAAGCUCUGGUGAUCAUCACAGAUGGAGACCCCAGUGAUAACGAUGAUGAUAAUGUCCUCAAGAAAUGUGAUGAGCAGAAUAUCCUCCGUUACAUCAUCGGGGUUGGAAACGUUGAAUUAACUGGACUCACUCAGCUGGCAUCAGAACCAAAACAGAACAACACCUUCUACAUUAAAGACUACAGUGGACUCGAAGGACUUCUUGACAACCUGCAAAAAAAGAUCUACAAUAUUGAAGGGUCAAAGGAUGCUCAAGGCAGAGACAGACAGAAAGAGUUAUCACAGAGUGGAUUCAGUGUCGUCUACCAGCAGGACUCUGUGAUCGUGGGUUCGGUCGGAGUGAAUGACUGGUGUGGAGCUCUGUAUGAAGUGACGGGAUCAGGAUCUGAAUUCAGACAGACAGAGAUCAUUGAUCCGGCUGUAAAUAAAGACUCGUACAUGGGUUACUCUACUGUGCUGGGAAUGAGACGCGGCGUCUCUCUUCUGUUCUCUGGAGCACCACGGGCCGAACACAGGGGUCUGGUGACCCUCUUCACCAAGACUGAAAGCACAUGGACAGUGACGAGCAACAUCAACGGAGAACAAAUUGGCUCAUAUUUCGGAGCGUCUCUGAGUGUGUUGGAUGUGGACUCUGAUGGAGACUCAGAUUUCCUGCUGGUCGGAGCUCCAUUAUUUUACCAGUCUCAGCCGAAGGCUGAAGGGAGGCUGUACGUCUACACUUUAUCAGAACAGAACUAUUUUCAGAAGACACUGAAUGUGAGCCAGUCAAGCACAGGUAGAUUUGCUGCAUCCGUGGCUUCACUAAAGGACCUGAAUGGAGACAGUCUGUCAGAUGUGGCAGUCGGGGCACCGCUGGAGGAUGAAGGAGUCGUCUACAUCUACCUGGGUGAUGGGACACAUGGCAUAAACCCUGAAUACAUUCCUCAGCGGAUCCCAGCGCGGUCAGUUCUGCCUGGUCUGCAGCAGUUUGGACUAUCUCUGUUUGGUCAGAUGGACAUGAACAAUGAUAAUCUUACAGAUGUCAUGAUUGGAGCACAAGGAGGGAUCGUCCUGCUCAAGGCUCGGCCUGUGAUGUCUGUAUCUACAGAGCUCAGUUUCAGUCCAAAGGAAAUCAGUCUGAACUACUUUGAAUGUCCAGAUGUAAACACAUUUAAUGCAUUUAAUCUCACGUCAUGUUUCACGGUGACCGAGAGAACCAGCAGCACAGGAUCUCUGGAGAAGAAGAUGAAUGUUUCUCUGAAUCUGAAUGUGGAUGUGGUACGAGGAAUGAGUCGAGGAUUCUUCGAUCAGAGCAAUGUGUCGUCCAGGACUCUGCAGCAGUUUAUCCUGCUGGAUUCUGGGUCCUCCUGUUUUAACUUCUCCAUCUUCAUGCUGCGCUGUGUUGCAGACACAGUAUCUCCUCUGAAGAUACGAAUGAAUUUCUCACAAACUGAGAUGUUGUCUGGAAACUCUGUGGCUGUUCUUGACGUUCACAGCAGGACGGAGAAGUAUGUCGAGGUGCCGUUUCAAAGGAACUGUGAUUCAAACAACAGCUGUGUGGCCGAUCUGAAGCUGAACGUCAGUUUUACGAACGACACAUUAGUGAUGGUGAAUCAAGCUCAUUUCACGGUCCUCAUUUCGCUGUCAAACCCAGGCGAUGACUCCUUCAACACCAGCAUAGUGCUGCAUUACCCAGAAGGCCUCUCGCUCGCUAAAUUUGAUGCUAUUAAGAGUCGGACUCGAAGCAGCUGUGGUGAUCGGGACAGUGGGGCUACGAACAGAACAACCUGCGGCAUUAAUCUACCAGUGUACCGCAGCGGCACCACAACUCAGUUUCUGGCAACUUUCCGUGUGAUGAAAUGGGAACACGACUGGUCUGACAGGAUGGAGAUGAUGAUCACUGCGUACAGUGAUAACAAUGGUAACAUGAGUGAUCCGGUGGUGAGGAAGAGCGUCCCGGUGCAGUUCUCCGUUGAUCUGGCGAUCAGUCUAGUGGCUGGAGAGUCUGUGACGUAUCUGAACUUCUCUCUGGAGGACAGAGGUCCAAAACCUCUCAACAUCAACUUCAGGGUGGAGAGUUCAGAAUUUAAAGGUCUGAACGUGUCGGUCACGCUUAUCCUGCUCUGUCAGACGACACAUGUGAUUUUAAGACCUCACAACUUCAGCAUGCAUGAGAACUCGCUGCAGUGCAACUUCAAGACAGAACGACAGGACGGUCACUACAGGGAGUUUGAGUGUCCUCAGUUUUAUCUGAAGGAAUUUUCAUCAGUUCACUUCAACCUGACAGCAGACGCAAAACUCCAGAACGUGAAGGAAUACGAGAGCAAAUCUUCCUUCUACGAGUUCAGGAGGGAUUCUGUGUUCAACAUCACUGCUGAGCUCCACUACAACACAAGCCGCUACAAGCAGAAAUCUACCGGACUGGAGCAAUACAAUCUCCACAGAUCCCAGACUGCAGUGAAGGUGGAGUUUGUCGUUCCUCCCAGUCGAUCGCUGAUUGUUGGCACUGGUGUAGUGGGCGGGUUUAUCUUCCUCAUUAUCAUAUUAGUCCUUCUGGUGAAGUGUGGGUUUUUUAAACGAAAUCGCCCUGAAGAGUUCGGUCAAGAGGAUGAAAAUGUAACUGCGGCUGAAGACUCUCCUCUGAUGAACGUGAAUACUAAAGAAAACGGAGUCGGUGAGAACGACAGCACAGAGAAAGAGAAUGGAGUGAAGGAGACGAGUUCCAGUCCUGAUCCUCCAAACACAGACCAAUAAAAUAUUACUUUAUUACACAACAACAAAAGUAAAGAUGUUUGCUUUGAUAGAGCUGAAAAUGGUCUUCUAAUGGUCUAGUUGCAUAAAGAUAUGAUAUUAACGUUCAGUAUGUUUAGCUCAAUGAUAUGGAGCAUUUUUAUAAUAACUCCGUUUCAUUCUGAUAUUCACUUAUACACUGUAAAAAGUGUUUCCCUAUAUUUAUUCAGUAAAAUUGUGUCAACAUUUUACAAGCAAUAUUAUUAAUUAAAUUUAAAACAUUUUAAUUAAGUAGAAAUAAUCAUUAAAAAUGAGUAGAAUAACAUGAAAAAAUUAAGUAAAAUUUACAUAAAAAUAUUGAUUUCAUUGGACAAAAAUCAAACAAACAAAAAAACACUAUGCUAAAGAAUACUAUGUUAUGCAUGCCAGGCCAGUAGUUGGCGAUCAUGAAACAUUAUAUGCAUGAACAUGACAUCAGCAUUUUUACAAAUUCACAUUUUUGUUGCUUACAUAGAUAUGAUACAGGCAUCAUGUUCAAAAGGCUGUCUUAAGGCCCCCAAAACAGAGUUAUUGAAGACACCUAAAGUUCACAAACAGAAUCAAAGGGUAAAUUAUUGGUUACCAUUAUAGUGGUCAGUGUUUGCUUUAGUUGUGUUCUUGACCCUUGAUGUUUUAAUAUUACAUUUUGCAUUGCUGUUGUAACUCAGUUAUAACAGCUAGACAAACAAAGAAUAAAGAUGAUCAGGUAGUGUUGGUCAUGCUAUUACAUAAUCUUUGUUCUUCCUGAAUAUCUGAACUCAUUCAGAGUCUGAUCUCAGAGACAAAAUAACAUUCAUUAUGGCAGCCCUGUGAUUCAGCAAAAAAAGUGGAAUUUUCAGUGUAAACCAGAGUUUGAGAAUUGUGUUUAAAACAGAGAAAGGGGAACUUUCUUUUGACACACAGUCACAUCAAGAACCAGCGUAUGAAUCUCAAGAAUGGUGACAAACAGCAUAUUCAGACCAACUGUAAGAAUCACAAAACAAAGUACUAUAGAAUUGUUGCUCAUUAUUUAUUCAUGCCGCAAAGCAUGAUGGGAGCCAUAAAAUUUUUAACAAGGUUUUGAUCAGAGGUGCUUCUAAGAAUUUCUCUGAUAAUGCUGAAAACACCAGAGCUUAUAUUGUUCAAUCACAGGACACAUGCUAUUGAUAAAACACACCCAACUCAGACCAAAUGAUGAUGUAAAAACAAAUAACAACAUCUGGUCGCAUUUCUUUCUUGGCUUAUCUAGCUGCUGUAUCACAACUAGCAACCAAAACAAAUCUGUUUUAACUUUUAAGGGUCAAGAGUCCAACUAAAGCAAACACUGACCACUACAAUGGUAAGCAAAUUAUUUUUUUUGUUUGUUUGAUUUUUGUCCAAUGAAAUCAAUAUUUUUAUGUAAAUUUUACUUAAUUUUUUCAUGUUAUUCUACUCAUUUUUAAUGAUUAUUUCUACUUAAUUAAAAUGUGUUAAAUUUAAUUAAUAAUAUUGCUUGUAAAUUUUUGACACAAUUUUACUGAAUAAAUAUAUGGAAACACUUUUUACAGUGAUGGACCUUUGUCUAUAAGAAAACGUAUUGUAUUAUUGUUUUUAUUGAUUUUAACUAGAAGUAUGUUAUUUUUUAUUUUAUUUUUUAAUCUUAAAGAAAGUCUUCUAUAAGUAACCCUCACACCAAAUAUUGGUAAAGAAAUUAAUCAAACAUUAUAAAUAAAUCAGUUAACUGAAUGAGAUGAGUUAUUGUUUUAUUAUUAUAACUGAGUGAGUUAUUGUUUAUUGUUAAGCUGAUGUUUUAUGGCACUAUCUAUACAAAUGAAAAAUCAACAGACAACAAAAAAAAAUGUAAUUUUACAAUAUAUUUUACAACAAUA